AUUCAAUGUAUUGAAGUGAGCAGUCAAUGAUUUGGUUUUAUCCAAAACCCACAUGUUUUAAAUCAGUUUACCCAGUUUACAUUUAGGUUAGAACAUUUUUAGUGACUGUGAAUCAAAUAUACAAUAAAGAAAUGGACGAGAGAUUCAAACAUAUUGCAACCGAUCCAAAAUUUCGGCGGGCUCCGAGAAACAAGAAAAAUGUUAAGAUUGAUAAGCGGUUUCAGUCUAUGUUCCAUAGUAAAAAGUUUAAAGGUUCUGCAAAAGUUGAUAUGCGAGGAAAGCCUAUCAACCAUUCAGUUGACAAGGAUUUGAAGAAAUACUAUGAAAUUAAUUCUGAUGAAAGUGACUCCGAUGCAGAGAAGCAAGAGGAAGAAGAUGGUGAGGCUGAACUUAAAGUUAAACAUAAAACUGAUAAGGAGAUCCCGAAGAAGAUUGUAAAGAAGCUUAAGGAUAUGGAUGUGGAUUAUGCUAGAGGUGAGGGAUAUUUAUAUUCAGAUAGUUCAUCAGAUGAUGAAGAAUCUGAUGAGGAAAUUGAAGAAAUUGAACAUGGUUGGGGUGAGUUGGAUGCUGAUGCUGAGGAAACUGAUGAAGUCACUCAUAGAUUGGCUGCUUGCAACAUGGAUUGGGAUAGAAUCCGAGCUGUAGAUUUACUAGUCUUGAUGACAUCCUUUUUGCCACCUGGUGGUUCUAUUAUUUCUGUUAAUAUUUAUCCAUCUGAAUUUGGUAAACAGAGAAUGGCUGAGGAGGACAUCAAAGGUCCAAAAGAGUUAGUUUCUAGUAAUGAUCAGUAUGAAGUUGAUGAUGAUGAUGAAGAAAAUGAGGAAGGUUCUAAGUAUCAUAUGGAAAAAUUGAGGCAAUAUCAAUUGAAUAGAUUGAAAUAUUAUUAUGCUGUAAUUACAUUUGAUAGUGAUAAUAGUGCUAACAAAGUUUACACAGAAUGUGAUGGAAUGGAAUAUGAAUCCAGUGCUACAAAGAUGGAUUUGAGAUUUAUUCCAGAUGACAUGACCUUUGAUGAUGCACCAAAAGAAUCAUGCGACAAGUUACCAGAUACUUCCAGGUAUGAACCAAGAUUUUUUACAACAACUGCUUUACAACAAUCUAAAGUGGACUUGACCUGGGAUGAAACUAAUCAAGAUAGGAAGGAAUUAACUGAGAAAUUGGCAAAAGGAAAAAUAGAUGAUAUAUCUGAAGCUGAUUUACAGAAUUAUUUGGCUUCUAGCAGUGGUGAGGAAUCUGAAGAAGAAAAACCACAAGAAAAAGAUAAUUCUGUUGAUAGUGAUGAUUCUGAUAUGGAAAGUAAUGAAAAUCCCAUUGAUAAAUAUAAAGCUUUGCUGGCUGGCAUUGAAGAAAAAGAAAAGGAAAAGAAGAAUAGAGACAUUGGGAUGGAAAUCUCUUGGGGAAUUGAUGUCCAAGAAAAAACAGAUCAACUUAUCAAGAAGAAGAAAGAGGAGAAUCAAGAUAAGACGCCAUUCCAAGAAUAUUUAGAUAAAAGGAAUAAAAAACGUAAAGAAAAAACUAAGCUCAAGAAACAAAAUGCUCAAGAUGAUGACAGUAGUGAAGAUAAUGAUGAUAUGCCUUCAGAUAUUGACAUGAAUGAUCCAUACUUUGCAGAAGAGUUUGAUAAGCCAGAAUUUAAGAAAAAGAGUAAAAAGAAGAUAGAGGAUAAUGAGGAAGACAUGGAUGAACAGAAACAGGCUGAAUUGGAGCUACUUCUAUUAAAUGAAGGAGACGAUGAAAAGAAGCAUUUCAGUUUGAAGAAAAUUCAAGAACAGGAAAAUGAUAAAAAAUCCAAGAAGAAAAAGAAGAAAUCUGCCAGUGCUGCUGAACCAGUUGAUGAUUUCAAAGUCAAUGUUAAUGAUGAAAGAUUUUCAGCACUAUUUACUAGUCAUCAUUAUAAUAUUGAACCUACUAAUCCACAUUACAAGAAAACUAAAGCAAUGGAGACACUGAUAAGUGAGAAACUGAAAAGAAGAGCUGGAGAUGAAGAGGAAAAUGAAGCCAAAAGACAUAAGCAGGAUAAUAAAAAGCAAUCUGCAGAACUAAGUGUUUUAGUAAAAUCUGUUAAAAGGAAAGCUCAGGAAUUUGGAAAAAAGAAAAAUAAAUAAUUUUGUUA
Nicrophorus vespilloides is the source of this 2113-nucleotide messenger RNA. Its product is annotated as ESF1 homolog. Gene Ontology annotation, molecular function: RNA binding. Gene Ontology annotation, biological process: rRNA processing. Bases 132 to 2105 code for a protein of 657 amino acids. Gene Ontology annotation, cellular component: nucleus. Lineage: Eukaryota; Metazoa; Arthropoda; Insecta; Coleoptera; Silphidae. The transcript has 2 exons. The record is from RefSeq and is a predicted model, not a curated record.